Pisolithus orientalis is the source of this 1819-nucleotide messenger RNA. Its product is annotated as hemolysin-III related-domain-containing protein. Gene Ontology annotation, cellular component: membrane. Bases 39 to 1592 code for a protein of 517 amino acids. Lineage: Eukaryota; Fungi; Basidiomycota; Agaricomycetes; Boletales; Pisolithaceae. The transcript is spliced from 6 exons. The record is from RefSeq and is a predicted model, not a curated record. Gene Ontology annotation, molecular function: signaling receptor activity.
GCAUCCUCGUGUUUUCGUCAGUUGCUUGUUCCCCUGCGAUGGCGACGACGGUCACAGCUGCCGACGGUCCACUUCUCCGUCGCAGGCGUCGGUUUUCCACUGCAGACACCUCGCGCUAUGCUCGCCUGCCUCUCUGCAGAAGAUUGCCAGACUCGCUGGAGGCUCUCGACCUCUCCACAGCCUCAGCACGGGAGGCAUUGGGCACCCUGAAAGUUCUUUUGUUGUCUUACCUGGAAGAUGCAGAGCACAGGCUGUCCAAGCUCGAGUCACCCAUCUCUGAUCUCCGCAUUGCGGAAACGUUCAAGAUCAAAGGUGACCACUCAAUCGAGGACGCCCGCCUCUGGGCCAAGGAUGCCCUUGAGAUGGUACGGGGCAUUCGCUCGGACGUGUCCUCCCACUUCGCUGAACUACCCGACAUUCCAUCCUUGACUGACGUCCGAGCGCACCUUGCCUCCUUUUCCCUGACUGAUAUCAAUGUACAUAUUGACGACGUUCGUUCUCGCCUCUCGGAUUUAGACUUUUACAACCGACUGUCGGCCAUUUCUACGCGUCUCCAGUCAUUUCAGGCUCACCUACGGUCCAUGGACAUACUUGCCGUAGAUAUUCCUUCGCUGCCCAACAGAACCCGCUUUUCCGGUAUCCUCGAUUCAAUUAUGUCGUCGGAACUGGUGUCCGAGCUGACGGACGAUGUGAACAAAGCAGAGGAAAUGCUCGAGCACGUUGCACUGGAUGUUGCCCGAGCUGUGAAACAGUCUCUUCAGGGUUCACGGCUCAUUCAAUACGUAGACUUGCCUCCCCAGUGGAGGAACAACCCUUUCGUCACGAGGGGAUAUCGGUUCAUUCCCCUCGAGAAAUGGCCACUCAUCAUCAUGUCUCUCUUUGCCGUCCAUAACGAAACGCUAAAUAUUCACACACACCUUAUUCCGUUCUUGCUGUGGUUUAUCAAUUGCAUUCCAAUAUUCAAUACCCCGAGAUUUGUAGAUAUACCCGAGGCAGCGUUCCUGACGUUCGCCCUCAUUUGCCUCUUCAGUAGCGUUGUCUGGCAUACCAUGUCUGGCUGCGCGCAUCCGGAAGGAAUGGACCUCUGUGCUAGAAUCGAUUAUGUAGGAAUCGGAUGGCUCAUCAGUGCUUCUGUUGGCACCGUCGUGUACUAUGGAUUUCAAUGUCACCCAAACAUUGGCAACAUGUUUCUCGUAUGCUGUCUCUUGACCGGCGUGGCGGGAAAUGCGUUCCCGUUUUUCAAGUGGUUCAACGAUCCUGCAUACAGGCAUUUGCGCAUCCUCUUUUUCGUGUCCCUAGCUUUCACGUCUGCGGCGCCGAUUGCCGCCCUCUCGUACCUACAUUCUCCCUCGCAAGUCAAGGUCUUCCUCGACCCAAUCUGGCCAUCCAUCAUUUCUUACCUUAUCGGACUUGCGUUUUAUGCGACACACUUUCCCGAGUGCCUACUUUCCGAGCGAUUUUCGCACUAUCUUGACUGGUGUGGCGGUGGCUCGCAUGCGAUAUGGCAUGCAUUCAUCGUACUUGCUAUCAAACAGCAUCGGGAGGCUAUUGCUUUACUUCGUGACGGGUUCCAAUGCCAAGGAUCGGGAUGAGCCCCUAGAGUGAGGGGGUUGGAGACUACGCCAGGGUCUAUAGAAGCUAUCAACUGGGUAUUUAUGUCAGAAUUCCUAACCUUAAUGCUCGAUUUUUGUCCACACGACUGGAUGUCCAGAGGUCGACUUGGUUCAACCAUGACUCCAUCCUGUUUAGCCAUAUUUUGCUUGUCUAGAGAACUGCGUGUUCUAUAUACCAUCUGUCUGGCCCCUCGAGGUGCUAUCGC